GUAAAAGAAAAACAUACAUACAUCAUGACCCUAUCAGACAUUGUCUUAUUAUAUUGUCCUCCUGUGUUUAUUUUUAUUGUAAAAUUAAUUGCGUUUUUUACAUGUAAGGUGACGCAGCGCAAUGUAAACGAAGUAUGGAUAAAGACAGUGCCUCUAAACGCUGGGUGCUGGUGGAUGAAAUCUCUUGCGGAGAAGAUGCUCCACUGUUAAACUCAUCAGUGUCAGUUUCGACAGACUCUGAUCAAGAGUCCGAUGGCAGCAUUAGCAUUAUAAGUGACUUCCCGACAGGCAACAAUUCUGAAGAGGAACAUGAACCUGUUGAUGCCUGCAAAAAUCAGGUCCUACAUGAUAUAGAAAUAGACGAAUCUCCAGAAUUGAAUGUUCAUGAUGAGGAGGGUGUAGUACAUCAAACUACCCCAAAUAUUCUUAUUUCAAAUAACUCUGAUUCCACUAAUACCCUUACAGAGACUUGUAACAUUGAUACAAAUAGAUUUGAAGAUGUAGUUGAUGAAGAAACUCAGGCAAACAUAAUGGCAACUUCCUUGGAAACCCAAACUAACCCUAAUUUAACAUUAGAAAAAACUUCUCAGACAACUGAUGUAGCUGAACUAAGAACUCAGCAAUAUGAAGGAAAUCAAUCUAGCAUGAUUGGUUAUGGACUUAUUGCCUCAUUUUUAGUGAUAAUAUUUUCCUCCUUUUUCCAGCAGUAUACUGAUUAUAAUCAGGCAGGAAAACAAAUCCACUCGAAUUACAAGAAUUUUGAGCCUCAAAAUGAGAGGGAAAAUGCCAUUUUAGAGUUCUGUGUUGACAAAAAUAAAUUUAAAGGUGACUAUUUUGACACAGCUGUUGAAAAAUGCAUUGCCAAAAGACUAAGGAGGAUGGAAAAAGAGGAUGGAGUCAAGAAAACCCAGGUCUACUUGGAAAUUAAGGAAAAAUUAUUGGAUUUGAGGGAGAAGGAACUUGCCAGGAAGGAGAAGGAACUGGAGAAAGCCUUAAAAGGGAGUGAGGAAAGAAUUUAUAAAAAGAAACAUACUGAUCUUAAUAAAAAAUUAAAAGAGGAAACUAAAAAGAAAAAAAAAGAAGUGAAGAGAAAAGAAAAAGAAGGAAAAAAGAGACAAGAGGAAACCACCUAUAAAAAGUGGCAACAAAAAAAACAUAAAGACUUUCACUCAGGCAACAAUACCAUAAUUAAAUCCAAACACAAAAGAGGCAAAAGCAACCAAACUGUAGAUGGCCAAUGGUACUUCCAGCUUUAUGGAAAUUCGCGUUUCGACCAUCGCAAUAGGGGAAAAGCUUCUGAAUGGUACUUUAAAAGGGCAAAUUUAAGGGAGAAUAAAAGAAACAAGGCUAGGUGGUAUUUUGAGUACAUGUCCAACAGGGAUGAUUCAAGGGUGUUUUAUUCUUAAAUAAAUGUGGGUCCUAGAGCUAUAAAUUGUCUUUAGCUAUAUUUGGGAUAGUAAAAAUCUGUGUUUAAGUAUUGCAUUACUUAAUGCAAAUUACCUUAAUUUUUUGUUGGAACACUAUGUUAGUCUUAAGUUACCAUUUAAAAAAAGUAUUUUAUGUGUGAUCAAUAAUUUUAAGUGUGGUUAUUUUAUUAUAUUUAUAUAGAGACAUUGUUAAGGCAUAAGACUCAUUAAAACAACAUUAUUUUAAUACGAAUUUGUUUAUCUGGGACGAUAUUAGUAAGCAAAACGCUAUGUCGAGCAUCAUAAUAUAUAAUUAAUUUAUGCAGUACCUAGUUAGUAGGUAGUAGAUUAAAUUAAAUAUUUAAUGUGGGUUUUUAUUUAGCCAGGAGAAGCCUAAUUGGUUUUAUAUACAUUUCCCUGUAAAUGUUUGUUGAGCAAUAUAUUUUUACAUAUUCAUGAAAAAUUAAUAUAUUUUUGUCUUCUAGCCA
Anthonomus grandis grandis is the source of this 1894-nucleotide messenger RNA. RefSeq lists its product as uncharacterized. The coding region runs from base 135 to 1406 and encodes 423 amino acids. NCBI's taxonomy places the organism in Eukaryota, Metazoa, Arthropoda, Insecta, Coleoptera, Curculionidae. The record is from RefSeq and is a predicted model, not a curated record. The transcript is spliced from 3 exons.